CUUCGGCCUCUCGUUCCGCGUCUUCCCUCGGGGCUGGGCAAUAGCUUCUGUCGUCUUCUCUAUCAUCCCAUCUGUUGUUUUCUCCCGUCCUCGAAGGAUAAUGAGGGCGCCGUAGUCGUGUACAUACACCGCCUGCACAACGAACUAACCCGUCCAUCCAUACCGACCCGCCCUUAUUCGUCUCCCAUUGAACAACCCCCCGACGUCACUCGUACGGGGUCCAUUUCCAUUCCCAAGACUGUUUUGGAGAAACUCGACUGCUGCGCCAAUUCCUGCAGCCCGUCGCCAUGUCUUACAUGAAGAAAGAUGAGGAUGCCGACCAGACUAUGAUCAAGCUGGAUCGGACCUCCGUAUUCCAAGAUGCACGACUGUUCAAUUCCUCUCCUAUCUCGCCACGAACAUGCCGCACUCUCCUGACCAAGAUCGCCGUCCUCCUUUUCACCGGGGAGCAGUUCCCCACGAAUGAGGCCACCACGCUGUUCUUCGGCAUCUCCAAGCUCUUCCAGAACAAGGACCCCUCCCUGCGCCAAAUGGUCUACCUGAUCCUGAAGGAGCUUGCGAACACGGCGGAGGAUGUGAUCAUGUCGACCAGUAUCAUCAUGAAGGACACCGCGGUCGGCAGCGACGUUCUUUACCGGGCCAAUGCCAUCCGCGCUCUGUGCCGCAUCAUUGAUGCUACUACGGUUCAAGGUAUCGAGAGAUUGAUCAAGACUGCGAUUGUCGACAAGACCCCAUCGGUUUCCUCCGCCGCCCUAGUCUCCUCCUACCACCUUCUCCCGAUUGCGCGCGAUGUGGUUCGCAGAUGGCAGAGUGAGACUCAAGAAGCUGCCUCGGGCGGCAAACAAUCAACCGGUUUCCUUGGAUUCGGUGGCAGUUCCCAGGCCCAUGCCAUCUCGCAGUCGAACUUCAUGACCCAGUACCACGCGAUUGGUCUCCUGUACCAGAUGCGCUCUCAUGACCGCAUGGCACUUGUGAAGAUGGUCCAGCAGUAUGGCACGGCCGGUGUGAUCAAGAGCCCCGCGGCGCUCGUCCUUCUAGUGCGGUUGGCGGCGAAGUUGGCGCAGGAAGAUCAGGGCUUGAGGAAGCCUAUGAUGCAGAUGCUUGAUGGCUGGCUCCGACACAAGCACGAGAUGGUCAACUUCGAGGCGGCCAAGGCUAUUUGCGAUAUGAGGGAUGUCAGCGAUGCGGAAGCCUCCCAGGCGGUCCACGUCCUGCAACUGUUCCUGUCCUCGCCCCGCUCGAUCACCAAGUUUGCCGCGAUUCGCAUCCUCCACAACUUCGCAAGCUUCAAGCCCCAUGUGGUGAAUGCCUGCAACCCCGACAUCGAGGCGCUGAUCUCCAAUACCAACCGUUCCAUUGCAACAUUCGCGAUCACCACUCUCCUGAAGACGGGUAACGAGGCCAGCGUCGACCGCCUGAUGAAGCAGAUCUCUGGCUUCAUGGCUGAUAUUACGGAUGAAUUCAAGAUCACGAUUGUCGAGGCUAUUCGCACGCUCUGCCUCAAGUUCCCUAGCAAACAGGCCGGCAUGCUAUCAUUUUUGAGCGGUAUCCUGAGGGAUGAGGGUGGCUACGAGUUCAAGCGCAGUGUUGUUGAGAGCAUGUUCGAUCUCAUCAAGUUCGUUCCUGAGAGCAAGGAAGAUGCCCUCGCACAUCUGUGUGAGUUCAUCGAGGACUGCGAGUUCACCAAGCUGUCCGUCAGGGUAUUGCACCUGCUUGGUGUGGAGGGCCCCAAGACGUCACACCCGACCAAGUUUAUCCGUUAUAUCUAUAACCGAGUCGUUCUGGAGAACGCUAUUGUUCGGGCUGCCGCUGUCACGGCCUUGGCCAAGUUUGGUGUUGGGCAGAAGGAUCCGGAAGUCAAGUCGAGCGUGUCCGUUCUUCUCACCCGGUGCCUUGAUGACACCGAUGACGAAGUCCGUGAUCGUGCUGCUCUCAACCUCCGGUUGAUGAGCGAGGAGGACGAGACCGCAACCCGGUUUAUCAGCAACGACUCGAUGUACUCCCUCUCCACAUUUGAGCACCAACUCGUCAUGUAUGUGACGUCGAACGACAAGGAAACAUUCGCUACGGCAUUUGACGUUGCCACUAUCCCGGUUGUUUCACAAGAGCAGGCGUUGGCUGAGGAGCGGACCAAGAAGCUUACGAGUGCAACCCCUACGCUCAAGGCACCAUCCACCGGUCCUCCCAAGGGCAAGGCCAACGGUGUCGCCGAAGCCGUCACGGUGGCUACUACCCAGAAGUACGCUGAGCAGCUUAUGCAAAUCCCAGAACUCAAGGAAUACGGCACGCUACUCAAGUCCUCUGCUCCUGUUGAACUCACCGAGAGCGAGACCGAGUAUGUCGUUACGGCUGUUAAGCACAUCUUCAAGGAGCACAUUGUCCUGCAGUACGACAUCAAGAACACCCUCCCGGACACUGUUCUAGAGGACGUGACUAUGGUUGCGACGCCGUCAGAAGAGGAUGUCUUGGAGGAGGAAUUCACUGUUCCUGCCCCCAAGCUGGCUACAAACGAGCCUGGUAUUGUCUACGUCACGUUCAAGAAGCUUGGCGGCGAGCACAGCGUUCCCGUCUCAUCCUUCACGAACAACCUCAAGUUCACCAGCAAGGAAAUCGACCCGACCACCGGGGAGCCCGAAGACAGCGGAUACGAGGACGAGUACCAAGUCGAAGACCUGGACCUCUCAGGCAGCGACUACGUCAUUCCCACUUUUGCUGGCAGCUUCGACCACGUGUGGGAGCAGACGGGUGCGAACGGCGAGGAAGUCAGCGAGACUCUCCAACUCAGCAACAUGAAGGGCAUCGCAGAUGCCACCGAACAACUCAUCUCCGCGCUCUCCCUCCAGCCUCUCGAAGGUACCGACGUAGCGCUCAGCAACAGCACGCAUACCCUGAAGCUGUUCGGAAAGACGGUGACAGGCGGCCGGGUUGCGGCCCUGAUCAAGAUGGCCUUCUCCAGCAAGUCCGGCGUCACGACGAAGAUCGUCGUCCGCGCGGAGGAAGAAGACGUCGCCCCUGCCGUCAUCGCGUCCCUGACCUAGGGUCCUGGAACUGUAAAUGUGUAAUGGAGGCAUGUUUGCGAGGUGCACCAGUCCCUGCUGCAAUUAUGAGAUCGGACUUCUUUUUUAUCCCUGUUCCUGCUUUCCCCAUUUUUUUCUUCCUCAUCUAUAAUCCUGGUGCCGAGUUAGAUGCGAUGAAUAUUUUGUGUAGGCGUCAUACUUCUUAUUCAUUGAAACUCUUUUUCAUUUUCUUGCCGCUCCCAGCUGAUGUAUCUUCCUUCUCUUCUUACCCCACCCCCCCUUCUUCGUUGUUCGAAAUCCUCUUUCUUCACUUUUUUUUUCUUCUUUAUCAUGUUAGCAUGUUUUGGUUUCUCUUCCAGUCUCCUCUGUUCAUCUUGUCCAGGUGGCCAGGUGGCCGGGCGGAAGGGGGCUGGAACCAUUAUGUAGUCUUGUCUUGUCUUCUCCCGUCAAAAGCGUCCAUAUAUCUACAUAACUUCUUAGAGAC
This is a messenger RNA of Aspergillus heteromorphus CBS 117.55, 3501 nucleotides long. RefSeq names its product coatomer subunit gamma. Gene Ontology annotation, molecular function: structural molecule activity. Gene Ontology annotation, cellular component: endoplasmic reticulum-Golgi intermediate compartment; endoplasmic reticulum; Golgi membrane. The record is from RefSeq and is a predicted model, not a curated record. The transcript has 6 exons. Lineage: Eukaryota; Fungi; Ascomycota; Eurotiomycetes; Eurotiales; Aspergillaceae. Gene Ontology annotation, biological process: protein secretion; intracellular protein transport; intra-Golgi vesicle-mediated transport. The coding region runs from base 288 to 3038 and encodes 916 amino acids.